Molecule: messenger RNA, 740 nt
Organism: Mangifera indica (mango)
Lineage: Eukaryota; Viridiplantae; Streptophyta; Magnoliopsida; Sapindales; Anacardiaceae
Product: ubiquitin-like-specific protease 1
Exons: 2
Coding region: 71-646 (191 amino acids)
Biological process (GO): protein desumoylation
Cellular component (GO): nucleus
Molecular function (GO): deSUMOylase activity
Source: RefSeq, a predicted model, not a curated record
UACUGUUUCCACCCAAUUUGUUGCACUUCUCCCUCAGUGUUACAGUGAGUUUAAACAAUUGGGUGCAAAUAUGGAGUGGCCUACGUUUUUUCUAGAUCAAAUCAAUGGAAUCUCGCUUCGGACAAAAGAAUUCUUUCGCCCAUGGAGUAGUGUUGACAAGGUGGUGUACAACUGUAAGUUGUUUACGGUAAGAUUGAUUAUUGAUACUUAUUUCAUCUUCAUUGGUCGACAGGUAUUCUUUCCGAUCAACUUCGACAACCAACAUUGGGUGUGUGGCGUAUUGGAUAUAAAUGAAUGGAGGAUGUAUAUAUAUGACUCUGCCCAAUAUACUGAAAGCAUAGAGAGGGUGAAGAAGUUAUUGAUGCCAUUUAGGACACUAACACACCUAAUGAAGGCGAGUAACUUCUAUAUAUCAAAGGGAAUUCCAUCACCAGAUCCUCUACCGACAUUACAAUAUAGGUGUGUUCGUGAUGUCCCAAAACAGGAUGUUGGAAGUGGAGACUGUGGCAUUUUUUUACUCAUGUUUAUGGAAUACCUUGCCCGAGAUCACCCAUUUAAUUUUACAUCAGCACAUUCCAAGAGAUUAAGAAAACGCGUGGCUACAACCAUAUUCCAAGGAAGGACCCUCAGUUUCGAGGAUUUCUAAACAGGCAUGGAUGGACGGGCAUGCAUACGAAUUGGAUGUCAUUUUAUUAUGGCUUGAAAGAUGUAUUUUAUUAUUGAUUGAAAGGUGUAUUUUA